GGGCGGUAUUGUGGUGAGUGAUGGGUGGACAGACAGGGACGAGAUGCUCGACAAGCUGCCAGUGGAGCUGCUGCAGGUCAUCGCCUUUCGUCAGAGUCAUGCGCUUGCAGGGCGAGAUGUUGUGGCGAUGGCGAUGACGUGCAAGCGUAUGCAUGGGGCGGUGCUGGGAUCGCGGUUUGUGCGGCGGCUGGCGACGGCGAUGAGCGGAUAUGACGCAUGCAUCGCGCACGGGGAGUGGGGCGGCGCGCAGCUUGCGCUGUCGCGGCUCAAUCCGCAGCCAGUAGUAAGGUUCUGGCAGAAGAAGAGUCGAGUCGAGCCGGUGUUUGCGGUUGCGGGCGAGGCUGCAGACGACAGCAUGUGGCAGGCGCUGGUGAUCGAGCUCGCGCGGGCUCGCGCUGUUGUGGCCAGGCAGACACAAGUCGGAGCCGAGCUUGGCUCGCGGCGUGGGCUCUCGCCCAAUGCCUUCUACCCGCGGCUCUCGGUGGCGGCGCUGGCGGUCGAGGCCGGGCUGAUAGGCCUCGCGCUCAAGGUUCUCCCGCUCACCGAUGAAGCAGGGCGCGGAUGCACUCUGGUGGCGGCGGCCGGGCGUGGUGAGGCCAGUGUCGUCAUGGCUGUUCUGAGAGAGUCGCCGACGCCGGGGACUGUGUACCUCGAGACAGCAAUCGCGCACGCUGCGUUCAAGAACAAUGUCGGCAUCCUCGAGGCGCUACUGGCGCAACCAAGCGGAUCGCCAAGCGGAGACAACCAUCUCGCAGUGGUGGCUGCAGCGGGUGCUGGCGCUUAUGACGCGGUCGAGCUCCUGCUCGCUGACGGGCGGAGCGAUCCGUCUGCGCGCGGGAACCGGGCGAUCUACGACGCCGCCGCCGGUGGACAUGCCGACGUGGUGGCGCUGCUGCUGAGUGAAGAGCGGGUCAAUCCCAACGCACGCAAUCGGUGGCCGGUGUGUGCGGCGGCGGCAAACGGGCACGUCGCCGUGGUCAAGCUCCUGCUGAACGAUCCGCGGAAACUGGUCGAGAACUGA
Molecule: messenger RNA, 1021 nt
Organism: Thecamonas trahens ATCC 50062
Lineage: Eukaryota; Apusomonadida; Apusomonadidae
Exons: 2
Coding region: 44-1021 (325 amino acids)
Cellular component (GO): cytoplasm
Molecular function (GO): protein binding
Source: RefSeq, a predicted model, not a curated record